Molecule: messenger RNA, 2583 nt
Organism: Aspergillus glaucus CBS 516.65
Lineage: Eukaryota; Fungi; Ascomycota; Eurotiomycetes; Eurotiales; Aspergillaceae
Product: chloride channel protein
Exons: 6
Coding region: 1-2583 (860 amino acids)
Biological process (GO): chloride transport; transmembrane transport
Cellular component (GO): membrane; Golgi apparatus; early endosome
Molecular function (GO): voltage-gated chloride channel activity
Source: RefSeq, a predicted model, not a curated record
AUGUUGUCUUCGCAGUCAGGGCCGGAUAUUCACAGCCGUCGCCAAUCCACAGAGACGUUCGGCUCGGACUAUGACAACCUGUCGGGGCUGCCGCAAGAUGGAGGAAAUGGGCCAUUGAGCGAGCGGGCGCAUGAACCAAUCUCAUUUAAGCGUAAACAGAAAAAGCAGCGUUCGAAAUUCAGCUUGUCGAAUCUAUUCUCCAACGACGCAUCCGAAUCGACCCCUGGAGGCAGCGCAUUUGGCCGCAAUGGACAACCACCAGAGGAAGCAUCAAACGCGCAUACUAUUACCGGUGGGAAUUUGAACACACACAAAGAAGGGGCUCCGAUGGACUGGUAUGUGGAAGGUCCAGGACGACGUGUUGGCUACGAUGACCUUACCGCGAUCGACUGGAUCUUCGAGUAUACGAAAGAACGCCAAAGGAAAAGGCUGCUAUACUCUGGUGGACAAGGGAUUGUGGGGUAUGCGCGCAGGUUGCUUGAUGCUGGAAAUGUCUGGCUCGUGUUGAUAGCCACGGGUGUCGCAGUGGGAAUCAUUGCAGCAUUCAUUGAUGUCGCAGGCGACUGGUUAGCCGACAUCAAAACAGGAUAUUGCAAGAAUGGACCAGGAGGCGGGAAGUUUUAUCUCAACCGCGCAUUCUGUUGCUGGGGUCACGAUGACAUAUCCAAAUGUCUAGAUUGGACACCUUGGAGCAAAGCUUUAAAUGUCAACUCUAAAGGCGGCGGUUUCACAGUUGAAUACAUUUUCUAUAUCUUCUAUUCGAUCAUCUUUGCAAUUUGCGCCACCGUUCUGGUGCGAUGUUAUGCCAUCUAUGCAAGACACAGUGGAAUUCCGGAAAUUAAGACAGUGCUCGGUGGUUUUGUGAUGAAACAGUUCAUGGGCCCUUGGACGCUGGCAAUCAAGUCUCUAGGACUGUGUCUUUCUGUCGCAUCCGGUCUCUGGCUGGGAAAAGAAGGCCCGCUUGUCCAUGUUGCAUGCUGCUGUGCCAACAUUAUCAUGCGACCAUUCGAAAACCUGAGCAACAAUGAAGCGAGAAAACGCGAAGUCCUUUCGGCCGCAGCGGCCGCAGGCAUAUCCGUUGCUUUUGGUGCUCCUAUUGGUGGUGUGCUCUUCAGUCUGGAGCAAUUGUCUUAUUAUUUCCCAGACAAGACCAUGUGGCAGAGUUUUGUCUGUGCAAUGGUAGCCGCAGUAACUUUACAAGCACUCAACCCGUUCCGAACUGGAAAUAUCGUCCUUUACCAGGUCACUUACACGCGAGGAUGGCAUCGUUUCGAGAUCAUCCCGUUCGUUAUUUUGGGCAUCGUCGGUGGUCUAUAUGGAGCCUUUCUUAUCCGGCUUAACUUGAAAAUCGCGAAAUGGCGAAGAUCUCGGAGCACUGCUCGUCCCGUUUUAGAAGUCAUCAUAGUCACUCUUCUGACUGCUCUUAUCAACUUCCCCAAUCUCUUCAUGCGGGCUCAAAACUCUGAGCUCGUUCAAUCAUUAUUUGCAGAAUGCGGCACGGACACGGAAGAUCCGUUUGGUCUCUGCGCACCUGGCGCGGUGUCAAUGGCCACGAUAGCCUUCUUGCUAAUGGCAGCGGUUCUCGGGUUUUUCCUUGCGACGAUGACUUUCGGAUUGGAUGUGCCCGCGGGUAUCAUUCUACCUUCUUUUGCGAUUGGUUCCCUUUACGGACGUGCUUUGGGGACAGCUUUCAAGAUGUGGCAAGAGUCAUAUCCAGAUUUCUUCCUGUUCGGCAACUGUGAACCAGAUGUCCCAUGCGUGACACCAGGGAUUUAUGCAAUUAUUGGUGCAGCCGCUGCCUUGGGUGGUGCCACGAGAAUGACCAUAUCCAUAGUUGUCAUCAUGUUCGAACUGACGGGUGCCUUGACCUAUGUGAUCCCAAUCAUGAUUGCGGUCAUGCUCUCCAAGUGGUGCGGCGAUAUCUUCGGGAAGCGUGGGAUCUAUGAGUCGUGGAUUCAUCUGAAUGAAUACCCCUUCCUCGACCAUCGUGAUGACACGACUCCUCCAGAUGUACCCGCCCAUAAGGUCAUGACUAUCGUUGAUGAUAUCACAGUCAUUGUGGCCAUCGGUCACACAAUUGAUACCCUCCGUAACGUUCUCGCGACAACACAAUACCGCGGGUUCCCUGUCGUUACAGAUACAUCGAAUCCUGUUCUGCUGGGUUAUAUCUCAAGGAACGAGCUCUCAUUCGCUCUGAAACACUCAAAAAAGACUAACCGCAGCUUAUCCGGUGAAACACAAGUCUUCUUCGCACACCAACCCUUCGCAGACCCAGCAGAGACUCUUGACCUGCGACCAUGGAUGGACCAAACACCAAUCACGCUCAAUAGUCAUACGACCUUCUUGAUUGUCCUGCAGAUGUUCCAGAGACUCGGCCUGCGCUAUGUUCUGUUCUCCAACAAGGGUAUACUACAGGGCUUGCUUACGAAGAAAGAUGUCUGGGCUGUCCUUAACGGAGCGGAAUCCCACCAGGACAAGGGUUACGCAGAAAUCCAGCCGACCACCGCUGAAGAGGUUGGUUUACUUGGGAGUGAUGAUGGGAAUAGCCUUGCUAGUUCUUUGGAGAGGCGGCCGUCAUUAUAG